Hemicordylus capensis (graceful crag lizard) is the source of this 918-nucleotide messenger RNA. It is a transcript of the gene UCN, whose product is annotated as urocortin. The transcript is spliced from 2 exons. Bases 91 to 492 code for a protein of 133 amino acids. NCBI's taxonomy places the organism in Eukaryota, Metazoa, Chordata, Lepidosauria, Squamata, Cordylidae. Gene Ontology annotation, molecular function: hormone activity. The record is from RefSeq and is a predicted model, not a curated record. Gene Ontology annotation, cellular component: extracellular region.
CUAUAUAUCAAGAUCCCGCCCGCGACUCCUUCGCGCACCUCCUUCCCGGCUCGGCAAGGACACACCGCCAGUGACCUAGACAGCCCCAGGAUGAGGCGGACGCCGCUGCCCAUCCUCGUGGCCUCGCUCCUUCUGAUCUCCCAGGCGUCCCCAGGAGCGAGUGGAGCUCCGCACCUCGACGGCGGCGCAGAGAAGGGUUUGAGCCUUCGACUGCGGCUGCUGCUCCUCGGGGAGGAUCGCGCUGCUUCCCCCUGGCUUCUGCCGCCCCCGCUGCCUGCUCCUGGCCCCGACGUGGCGGCCCCUUCCGGGCGCUCCCUGCAGCUGCGCGGCCGCCUGGAGGAGCUGAGCCGGCGCCUGAAGCGCCAGGACCCGCCGCUCUCGAUAGACCUCACCUUCCACCUCCUCCGGCAGAUGAUGGAGAUCUCCCGGGCGCAGAGCCAGCAGGCGCAGGCCCAGCAGAACCGCCUCCUCUUCGAGUCGGUGGGCAAGUGAGACCGACCAGAAACCGACGUCUCCGCCCCCUCCUGACUACGGGCGCCCAGGCAGCCUCGGGAGCCUCGCUGCGAACCCUGCCCCCGGAGGAACACUCCCCACGCCAGGCAAGCCUGGGCGCCUCCCCAGCAGCAGACGGGUUCGAGGCUGGUGUGCGGAAGGACACCUCCUGUGGUGUGGGGAGGGGUCCAGGGUGGAAGGAGUGGAGGGCCCAGAGGUUGCGGAAGGGGCGUCCUGGGUUCUAAGGCGCUCUUGAGCUGCGGGGCGGGCGGGAUGGAUCGACGGGGCCCCCCUGAUCUGAGUGAGUGAAGGGAGAGCCCAAGGACCCCGCCCGGCGGAAGAGCCAACAACCCCUCACCCGACCGGCUGAACCAAUGCUGGAGUAGGACACCAUCAAGGGGACAAUAAAAGUCAUCCAUGGGCAAA